This is a messenger RNA of Coccomyxa subellipsoidea C-169, 1183 nucleotides long. RefSeq names its product HSP20-like chaperone. The transcript is spliced from 6 exons. The record is from RefSeq and is a predicted model, not a curated record. NCBI's taxonomy places the organism in Eukaryota, Viridiplantae, Chlorophyta, Trebouxiophyceae, Coccomyxaceae. The coding region runs from base 231 to 857 and encodes 208 amino acids. Gene Ontology annotation, biological process: response to salt stress; response to hydrogen peroxide; response to heat.
CGUAAGGGGACAGCAGGUCACUUGGUAACUAUAAAAGGGCCCAGCUUGCAUUGCCUUCUCAUUAUUAUAUCACUGAAGGUGCUGAGUGAUUGCUCUUUCUGACUGACAUUACGCUUACGACAAGUACAAUGGCAACAGCAACGAUGUCUCAGAUCUCUUCGCCUCUGGUUUCUCGUGGAGGUGUUGCGUACACCAGCAGCAGGCUUCGUCACACACCCACGACGUGCUUGAUGUUCCGGCCUCGCCGCUGCAACGGUGUCCCCAACUACGCCAGUCGUCCCGCUUUCCGACCUCAGGCAGGACGAUGCAACUCUGGAUGGGCUGGCGGCAGCGCUUUUGGCGCGGGGCCGCAGGUGUUCUGGGGUGCUGGUGCAAACCCGCAGUCUUGGGAGCAGCUGCUGCGCACGUGGGGCGUGUCGGCUGACCCUGCCAAGAUCCAGGAGAUGAUGCGCAACUUGGAGCGUGGCCAGUCUCCUUGGGACAACGUGAACGAGGUUGUGAACGAUGUCACCAGCGCCUUCAUCCUCCCAAUCGAUGUUGAGGACGCAGAUGACAGCUACCACUUCAUCGCUGACGUGCCAGGCCUUGAGAAGGGCGACAUCAAGAUCCGCGUGAAUCAGGAGGAGCGACAGCUAACCAUCAGCGGCGAGCGCCGGCGAGCCGAGGCGGCUGACGGCGCGGCCAAGCCGCGCCGCCGCAGCGAGCGCCGCUUCGGCAAGUUUGAACGCAAGUUCAAGCUGCCCAAGGACGCUGAUGUGGAGGCCGUCACCGCCCGUGUGGAGAAGGGUGUGCUGACACUGAUGGUCCGCAAGACCGAAGCAGCGCGCUCAAAUGAGCGUGAUGUGAACAUCGAUUAGGGCUGUGCAACUACCUGCGCAACGGAGCCUUACUCCAAACGCAUGCAAUGAUAUUUUUUCCUGCCUUCAAUGCCGGUCCUGUAUUUGCUUGUAUGAUGUAGUGUGUAGUCUUUGAGUCUUGGCUUAGUAUAGCUGUUGGUCAAUUUCCUGUAGAUCUUGAAUUUUCUUGUAUCAAGACAAAAUAUUGGGUUCCACUGUAUUGAUACUGAUUCUCCCAGAUCAGUCGAUGCCAUUUGAUCAGUGUAGGUUUGUUGGCAUUGAUGUUUUAACGUGGUGUUCAGUAUCCUGGCACCCAGCUCUUAUCUCUUGUAAAUGUUUAUAAGGUC